Messenger RNA from Pieris napi, 4011 nucleotides. It is a transcript of the gene mars, whose product is annotated as guanylate kinase-associated protein mars. The transcript is spliced from 9 exons. Lineage: Eukaryota; Metazoa; Arthropoda; Insecta; Lepidoptera; Pieridae. The record is from RefSeq and is a predicted model, not a curated record. Gene Ontology annotation, biological process: signaling. The coding region runs from base 562 to 3195 and encodes 877 amino acids.
CAGACUUCGUCGUUUCUAAAUCUUGCUUAAGUCCCUUUGCUAAACAUCGCUUAUAGACUAAUAAAUUAUAUAUUAAAUUAAUAAACCUAAACAUGGGGCAGAUAAUCCGAAAUAAUUAGUAUUGGAAUAUAAAAUAACCUAUUUUUGCUAUAAGGCUUUUACAAGCGUUUUGGUGUUCUAUUUAAUUUUAUCAGCUGCCCAGCCUGCCUUGUAUUUCAUGAAAUUAUAAUUUUUACGAUUCAGUCUAUACAUAGUACAUAAAUGUGUGCUGGUACAAAGUAUAUAUGAUAUUAAUACAUAAACCGCAUAUAUACACAUAAACGUGACGACGAAUAGCCUUUUAUGCAGUCUAUAGGCUAUGGCGACAUGGUGUACCAGUCUAUUAGUAAUUCUAAUGACAUUGACAUUUGACAGUAUGAAGAUGCUGGCCAGUGACGGUUUUAUAUUUGAAAUUUGAAUUUGUGUUGGUUGUUAAUUGUGUGCCUCGCAGUGCUAGACUUAAAAAUGUCUUGUGCUUGAAACAUAUUAUUUUGUAAUAUUCACCUUUUUUUCAGGUUUAAUAUGGAGAACGGAUUCGAUUUAAACGCGUUGUUGACUAAUUAUGGACAUCUCCAUAAAGUCAAACCACAACAAUUUACAAGUGUAUCCAAUGGCGUUAAAAAACGUCUUGAGACCACCAUAAAGCGCAGACAUAGCUGUCGACUUACUAUUUUUGAUAAACUCAGAAGUUUACCUCAAAAUAGUCCAGUACCAAAAUUAACUAAAGAAGAGAAACUUAAACAAAAAGCUGAAGAGAGAAAGUUGCAACUGGAGAAAUGGAAACAAGAAAAAGAAAAAAAGAAAAAGCAUGCUGCUGCUAUUAAAAAAAAGCCAUUUGUUGUAGGUGCUGUAAGGUCUGCACCUAAGCUGGAGCAGUUACCAAAAAUAAUGCCUAGCACAUCAGGUAGAGUUACAAGAUCACAAGUAAAAAAAACAACUAUAACAAAACAAUCUCCAACCAAAACAAGGAAAUCAUUUGCACCUGAGAAUGCAACUUUUUGUCCUCCUAUAAUUAAAGGAAUGGAAGAAAUUCCUGUCUUAAUUUUGCCAUCUUCCCGAAAAGGAAAAUUAACAAUGGUUAGUUUUGAACCAGUUAUAUCAGAAAUCAAAUUAAAUAAUAUUUAUACUGAUACUGUAGAAAACAAGAAAAAUUUUAAAGUUGGAGGGAAUAACAGAAUAAAGAAAAAUCAAACGGCAAAAAAAGUUGAAUCUUCACAAUCUGAUGAAAGCGAAUCUGAUAAACCUCCAACCAGAAUUGCCAAAAACUUAAAUAACUCGAAAAAAAAUAAAACCAUUACUAAACAUACUUCUAUCAAGAACUCUGUGUCUAUAAAUGAAGAACACUUUAUAGAUAAACCUAAAUAUUCUAGAGGCAAAGAAAAUAAAAAAAAGUCUGACAAGCUCCAAAAAAAGCAGAUACUAUCUGAUCAUAGUAGCCCUGAAGAAAUGACAGAAAAUAUUAUUAAAGUUUCUCACAAAAAGGAAAAUGGAAAAAGAGGAAAGCUGAGUGCUAUCACAAUCACUAGUUCUGAAGAUAGUUCACCCAUUGACAAAAGAAAUACAAGAAAAUCUGUACAAAGAGAGAAGAACAACAAAAAAACAAAGGAAUUGGAUUUAAUAGAAAUUAAGGAUGUACCUAUACCUUAUAUUAACUUAGAUAGCACAAACUCUUCACUCAGUCAGUCACCAAUUGUUAAGACUAGAAAAUCUAAAUCAUUGCCUACUACUGAUACAGGGUCAAUGAGAACCCCAGUGAAACCUAUACCAAAUAGCGAAUCUAGUUCUGAGGAGAGAUUGCGCUCUCCUCCAGAAAUUCCACUAACACCAGAACAGAUUUCAGAGAAAGCAAACCUACACAGUCCAUGCAUCACAACUUCCCGAGGGAAAGAUAAUGCUAGGCGGGAAAUGCAAAAGAAACUUAAAGAAGGUCAUCUCGCUGAACAUAUUGAAUCUAUGGACACCGUGAACCAUUUCCACCGUCAGUUGAAUAUGGAAACAAAUCGGCUGACGGAGAUGGCCGACCACUGGGAAAAUAUUUUGGAACAGAAUACGCUGCCUGAUUUUGUUCAGGAGGCAAUACUCGCAGCGGUCGGACAGGCCCGACUACUGAUGUCCCAGAAGUUCCAGCAGUUCGCCGGUCUCGUGGAUAGCUGUGACGCGGCAGACCCGUCCCAACCGCUGGUGACUCCGGUAGAUCUGCAGGGCUUUUGGGAUAUGGUGUAUAUGCAAGUGGAAAACCUAGACGUUCGUUUCGCGAAGUUAGGGGAGAUGCAGGCUCGAGGUUGGGCGCCGGAGGCCCAGAAGCCUCGAGAGAAGAGGCGCAAAGCACCUCCACCGAAAGCAGCCAAACCUGCCACCACCAGCCGCAUUAAGGAUAUGAUUGCCGCCGCUCGUAAGGCCAAAAAGGAGCAAGAAGUCCCAGAGAGUAGCAAGACCUUCGAGGCGGGGUUCUUCAGCGUGCAGUCCCCGAUCCGAAGUCCGGCCCCGGCCACCCCGAACAAGCCCACCACUCUGUUGAAAGCCGUUCUCUCCAGCGAGGCCAAGAAGGCGUCUGCUUCUAAGAAUGCCGCUUCUUACGCGAUGCUGCGAGCGUCAAUGAUCGGAAAGAACAUUGAACCGGAAUAUGAUUCCAGUAGUUUGAAUUUAAUACAACUCACACCCAUAAACCUAAAAGCGACACCCGGCCGCAGCAUUCUCAAGUCUGGAGCCAAAAACACCCGCAAAUCCCUUAAAAUGGUCCUCUUCGACAGUUCCGAUACCAACCCUCUAGAUUCUUCUCUCGAUAAAGACAUCAGCGGCAUCAAAAGACUCGAAAGUGAAGACUCACCGAGUUCGGAACUGGACAACCCUCAAGAAAUCGAAAAUGAACUGACCAAAGACAACGAAGACGUAGAAGAGGAUGCGGAGGAGUCUACGGGAAAGGAGAACAUUGAUGAGUCUAUGAAAAAGGAAAAUGACGCGUCUGAGGGUACUGAAACUAAAAAGACCAAAAAAGGGCGGAGUCCUAGAGUCACACGGCAGGACGCCUUCGAUUUCAGCCCGGUGAAGACUCGAAGUGGAAGAAAAUCUGAUAAUACCAGAAAGGAAGUACUUCAAGAAGCAAACGUGAACACACCGAGAAGGUCCUUGAGGAGAAAAUCUACGAUGACUAAAUAAGUCAUCCUGAAACAUCUUUGGAACAUUUCUCCUCUUUUGUUCGAUAAUACGAGACAUUAACAAUGCAUUUUAAAAAACUUGUUCCUUUAAUUCAUUAUUUUGACCAAAAAUCUAUGGACAUUAGAAAAAUAUAUUUGUAAGUCAGAAUAGUCAUUAAUAAUGUUUGAUUAUAAUUUGGUUUUUCUGAUGAAUAGUGAAACUCCAUUCAGUUACACGCAAACUACUGAUUAUUUUUAGGUAUUUUUAUUAAGCUUUGAACAACAUUAUAUCUAGUAUAAUUAACAUACAAAUCUUCAAAUCAUUCUUUGGUUUUACAUGCCAUCUUCUUUCUUCUCAUAUUUAUUAAUUACGAUAUUUUUGAUACAUACUCUAUCAUUUAUAAAACAUUUGUAUUUUUAUAAGGAAUAAACUGGAUAGCUACUCGACUGAUUAUAAAGUUAUAUCACAAUUAGAAGUAGCAUAGUCUAUAUUAUCCAAAAUGUCUUAAAAUGUAUUAAUUCUGGAAAUAAAUAUUCCCAGCCGCGGGUAGCGGCCAGCGUAUUGUAUAAAUGCUGGAAUGUUGUAAUCAUUGGUUUAAAAUAUGUAAAUAAAGGUUUUCUAUUGUUUUUUCAAAUUAAGAUAAUUUUGCUUAAAAGCUAUUUUUUUUCAAAGUAUUGACUGUUUUAUGUUAGUUUUUUUAUAGUCUGUAGUCAUCGAGAUGAUUGUAAUAGAAAUUGUACUAGCUUUAAUAUUUUUAUUGGAUUAGUACCUAAUAUGUAAUAUGUAGUGGAUUUGUCACGUAUUAAUGUUUUUAAAUAAACAAAUAAAAUUAUUUAA